Molecule: messenger RNA, 1107 nt
Organism: Aspergillus clavatus NRRL 1
Lineage: Eukaryota; Fungi; Ascomycota; Eurotiomycetes; Eurotiales; Aspergillaceae
Exons: 4
Coding region: 1-1107 (368 amino acids)
Cellular component (GO): membrane; Golgi apparatus
Molecular function (GO): antiporter activity
Source: RefSeq, a predicted model, not a curated record
AUGUCCUACUCAUCAACUCUAUCUGAAAAGCUCCCGGAGCCAGUCGUUCGGCCAGUCAGCUCUUCUCUGUCCGACUACGAUGCCGAUCUCUCCUCGUCCAGCCAUACCGAAUUCCCCGAGAUCGAAGACCGAGAGAAACAUGCCGGGAUCCAGGAUGACGAGAAAGGCAAGGAUAGGGCGAUUCCGGGCCUUCGAUUCAUCAUCUGGACGGUAAUCAACGUGGCCUCGACUGUUGCCAUAGUCUUCACCAACAAGUACAUCUUAUCCGAUGCCUCAUUCCGCAACUGCCAGGUUGCGUUUGCGGCCUAUCAUUUCUUUAUCACGGGAGCCACGCUAUGGGCGAUUUCUCGCCCCCAGUUGGGCGUCUUCGUGCCGAAGCCGGUGCCUCUGCUGUCGAUCAUCCCCUUGGCCGCCGCAAUGUGUGUCCAGGUCAUCCUACAGAACCUCUCCCUCGCCUAUUCGUCCAUCCUGUUCCACCAGCUGGCGAGAUUGCUCCUCACCCCCGUGGUCGCGUUGUUGAACUACAUGCUCUACAGCACGACAAUCCCGCGGACGGCCAUCUCGCCCCUGAUUCUGCUGUGCUCCGGUGUGGCGAUCGUCUCGUACUAUGAUACUCUGGGGGCAACGGCCGACAGCAGCGCUGCGACCUCCGGCAGCGCAAGCAACUCCUCCUGGGGCACGGUCUUUGCGCUUGGCGGGGUCGUUGCCAGCUCGAUCUACAUGGUGUGGAUUGGACGAUACCAUAAGAAGCUGCAUCUGAACAGCAUGCAGUUACUGCUCAACCAGGCACCCAUCAGCACGGGGCUGCUGCUGCUCGCCGUGCCCUGGACCCAGACGCCUCCUCUGGGAGCCGUUCCGGCCUCGAUGUGGAUUCUGAUUCUGACGAGCGGCAUCCUGGCCUCGCUGGUCAAUCUCUCGCAGUUUUAUAUCAUCGACCUGGCCGGCCCGAUCAGCGGUACGGUGGUUGGCCAGCUCAAGACGUGCAUCAUUGUUGGACUGGGGUGGGCAUUCAGCACCCAGCCGGUGUAUGUGGAGAGCAUUGUUGGCAUUGGCCUUGCGCUGGUGGGCAUGAGCAUGACCAGAAAUGAGGGCCUCGAUCGGGACUAG